CUCACUAGUGCAGUCUCAGGGGAGUUUGACGCGCCUUCAGCAGCACAAGCAGCACUUUGUCUCCGCGGAGGGGGGUGUUGACAGGAGGAGACCGAGGGGGAGGUGAAGGUGGACUCAAUUGGACUGGCCCGGUUCACUUUGCACCGCAGAGCCCGAAGAAGGACGCGGACAGCGGAGGCCAGAGAAGAGGAGCGGAGGGCGGGAGAAAAGGGGAUCAACGUGAACCGAUACAUCGGGGUACCCCUCUUUCGGAUUGGGAUACGAAGGGACACCGGGGCGGGGAGGAGGGGGCCCGCAUGAUUCCUCACAAUCAGGCUGUGAUGAUGGUGGUGAUGCACCGGGAGCAGAGCGGAGGAUUCCUGCAGAGCCCGACACACUGCACCACAACCCCGCACCCGAGUGUGAGCUGCUGCAGGGUCAGGCGCUUCUGUUUCUCCCCAUCUGAGCCCCACCAACAAAAACACGGAUUUUCAGACACAAGCUUCACACAAACAACCGGGUAACAGACUACCAGAUUCCAUUCAGCCUUCACCGUGUCUGGGGCGGAGAUUUUGAGAAAGGGAAAGCUUUACUGCACCGGUGUGGGGUGCAUGCUCCGGUUGUUUUGCGCUAAGACAAGAGGGGGAAACAUGUUGGUUCGAUGCUACCGAGGCAAGCUGUCGGUGUGGGCCGCUCUGUGCGUGCUGGUGCUCUGCUGGUUCUACAUCUUCCCCGUCUACAGACUCCCCCGCGAUAAGGACAUCGUGGAGGAGGUGCUGAGGCAGGGGGAGGCAUGGCAGAAGAACCAGACGGGCAUCGAUCACUACAGGAAGCUGCUGACGGAGUGCUGCGAGCCGCGGAAGAUGUUUGCGGUGACCAAGGAGAACUCGCCGAUGGGCAAAGUCCUGUGGUACGAUGGAGAGUUCUACCACUCGCGCACUGUCAACAAUGAGACCUACCCCCUCUUUGUGCAGGAAAACCCCCUGCAGCUGCCCCUGAAGAAGUGCGCCGUGGUGGGCAAUGGUGGCAUUCUCCGGAACAGCAAAUGUGGACGAAACAUCGACCAGGCCGACUUCGUCCUGCGGUGCAACCUGCCGCCGCUUUCAAAGGAUUAUGUGGAGGAUGUGGGAACCAAGACGCACAUGGUCACUGCCAACCCCAGCAUUGUAGAGAAGAGGUUUCAGAACCUCCUGUGGUCCAGGAAAGCGUUCGUGGACAGUAUGAAGGUGUACGGCUCCAGCUACAUCUACAUGCCAGCAUUCUCCAUGAAGCCCGGCACUGACCCCUCGUUGCGGGCCUACUACGCCCUGGCCGACACCUCCUCCAACCUCACCAUGCUCUUUGCAAACCCAGAAUUCCUGCGCUCGGUGGGUAAAUUCUGGAAAGGGCGCGGGGUGCAUGCCAAACGGCUCUCCACGGGGCUGUUCCUGGUCUCGCUGGCCCUGGGGCUGUGCGAGGAGGUGACGGCCUACGGGUUCUGGCCCUUCUCCGUGGGCCUGGACGAGCAGCCGGUCAGCCACCACUACUACGACAACAUCCUGCCCUAUAAGUGGUUCCACGCCAUGCCCGAGGAGUUUGUCCAGCUCUGGCAGCUGCACAAAAGCGGCACGUUGCGCAUGAGAGUGGGAUGCUGCCCCCCUCAGGAAUGAGGGAGUUAGAGCCUCCUGAUGGAGCGAUAGCGGUCAGUUCAGUGGGCUACAGGAAGCAGAGGAGGAUUGUAAAGCGGUAGGAAGUUAGUGCGCAUAUUUCCUCAGAGGAACCUCUGCACUCUUUCCACACACACUCCUGCUGCCCCCCACCAGAGCUAAUCCCUAAUUAUCAUAACAAAGUCCUCCACCCAAACCAGCAGCAUCGGGGCACACAUUCACACAAACAUGCCAUAUCUCCUCUCAAUUCGGAAAUGGUGUGUGUUUAUGGUAUGUUGUGGAAAGCCUCAGCUGGUAAGGUGUGGGGUUAGAUGGGUGGGGGAUGUUUUAGUUUUUUUUUUUGUGCUGACUAAUGUAUCUGAAUGACAUAUGGGGCAGCUGGACCAAACCCCCCCUCUGGGUCUUUUCAAACAGAGACAGAAGGAGCUGAGGACCAGGGGGGAUAAUAAAAGGCACUGAAAGGCAGGCGAAAUGCGAACAAGGGAGAGAUAAUGGAAUCCGGGUACCUAGUAGCUUGAAUAGGACUGAAAUGUAAUGGAGGAGGGAAACAAGGACUGGCAGGGGGGAGAGAAGAGUGGAAGCUGGCUGGUAUGUGCAUGAAAGGAUCUUUCUCUCCCUGCUUUACUUCAACCAAGCGCUUCAUUGGCAUUUUCUGGUGCCAAAUAGAGCGUCAGUUCAGGAGCCAUUAGAAAUGGAGUCUUAAGUAAUAUACAUCCCAGAAUGUUUAGCCAAGUUGCAUUUGAACACUUCACUGGAAAGGGACAUUGAGUAAACCAUUUAUUGUUUUUGACAAAAUUGUGAUUGUUGGGAUUAAUGUGAAUUGUGCUAUUUUUCCGGUUCCUCCGUGGCCAGGACAGAAGAGAGAAUCGACAGAUGUAGUAAUAAGACAUGUUUUGCAAACUAACCUCACACAUAGGUACCUCACCUGGAAGCGGACAUCCUCACUGACUUUAUGGUACAAUUCACUCUCAAGAAGGCUCCUUGGUUUGAAGAAAAUCUGAGUCAUCUUGGAAUCUGUACUAUACUUGCCAAGGGAACAGAGCUCUCUUUGAUGCCCACUCUGACACUGUCCUUGUUCUCUCAAAUGGAGAGACACUGAUAUAAAGAGAGGAAGUGACAGAAAAAGACUCAAUCUCACAAAGUGGCAUUUACAGUAAGUGGCUGACUUGUUCGUGCAGUUAUUAUAAUUGUUGCGUCCGGGUGCAGGGAGAACUGAGCCUCUGUCCUGUGCAUCUUUUAUAGUUGUGAUUUGUAUUUGUUUGUGCACAAGGGAAAAACAACUCGCUGAUGUAGAAGCUAACACUACGAACACAAUCGUUGUUGUUUUUUGUACUUGCAGGCCUUGCAGAUGGAAAAUGUGAUAUGAAAUGUCUUUAAGAGUGAUAAAUGUGACGGUGCCAUAUUGUCGAUACUUCAACACAGGAUCACUCUGCAUGGACAGUGCAUGGAGUGUCCCACUAUCCUUGAAAAUACUCCUUAAGACUCAAGGUACGGAACAUGUUAAUAGUUUAGUGAUUGAUGCUGUGACUCCUCUGUUAAGCUGUAAAAGGUCCAGUGCCUUUUGAGACAUAUUAAGGCAUAAAGGAUCAUCUAAACAAGGGAUAUCUCCAAAGCUGACCAUGCUCUUAAAUGUUUUAUUGUUUUAUUUUGGCCCUGCGGAUCAAUCGUUGAUAUUGAAUAACUUAGAAGAACUACAAACUGCUGGACCAAGUUUUUUUUUAAAACAUUCGGGUCCAAACGCAGCAUGUGGUUCAAAACUUGAUCAACACUUUUAGCUAUGUUUCUUAUUUGCACCUUUCUGUUUUCUCUCUCCUGCCCAGUAUUGUGAAUGAGUGACACUGGACAGAGUGUGAAUUGUAUAUCGAGCAUGAGGAUUUUUAAAUGUGUACGUGCUUUUUGUACACAUGUUUUUGUAUCUAUUCCCAUUACUGUCUGAUUCGGGCCUUUAUUCCAUCCUCUGAGUUUUCUUAUCAAAAGGGAGUUGAAUCUGUGACUUGAAGGUCUAUGUUUGAAACGCUUUAUUUUGUUGAUUUUGCAUGGAGGAACUUAUAAGAGCAAUCUCACCAUCGCAAUGAGGGCAGAAUAUCAUUUAUUUACAUUCCAACUGAAGGUUCCUUAUCAAGAGGCUGAACACGCCACUAUGUUCUUGACAGUUUUAUGGUUGUGUUUUAUCACUUAUUGUUGCAUUGGGAAGGUACUGUUACGCUUUUUUGCUGAGAAGAUUUACACCACUUCUGUAUGUCAAACAUGGAGCUAGCAGCCAGUUAGCUUAGCUUAUUGAAAAUUGGAAACAGUGGGAAACUGCUAGUUUUACUUAGAAUUUACAUUAAAACAAGAUCACAACUUAAAAAAAUACACAAGAAAAUAUCAACACAGAUUAGAUUUACAAUUUCACAGUUGUGGUUUUUUGCAAUAAAUCUCCCAAUGUGGCUAUGAGCUUGGCGGUUUAAUAACCGCCAAGCUCAUAGCCACAUUGGGAGCCAUGAUCGAUCCUUCGGAUUGUAGGGAUUACGUUUAAAACAAAGUUACAGUGAUAACGAUAUUUAACUGGCUGCUUGCUGUUGCUUCAUAUUUGUUUCAAAGUGUUUCUUUAAAGCUGUCAUGGAGUCUGUGAAACUAAAGUUGAACGGCAGAUAGAAAUGGCAGUAUUGUCCAUUGUAUUGUACACACUUCUGAAUCUGCGGUAUGUGUGACCGCAGGGAGACCAAUUUGUUCGAGUCUGUUCCUGGAAAGGUCACAUGUUUGAUUCCAGUCGCAGCCAUAUUACCAGCUGAUCUCUGACGUGAUUAUCACUAUGAGAAGGGCCACUGUGUUCGUGCACAUCGAUCCGUUCCGUAGCCUUCCUUCAUGUCAUGAUGGUGAAGUCUUCUAAUAUUUGUCGUGGGUUUAACACGAUGUGGAGAUCGUUAUUGUUCAAAGUUUUUAUAUCAUAUCUUCACCUGGGCUCAUGCUGACACAAAUCAAUCUAAAGUGGGUCAAACAGUUGAUGCAAACACAUCUUUUGCAUUUGUUUUAAUCCGAUUAAAUUACUGCAUUUUUUUUAUUUUGAAAGCCAAUUAUGUAGGAUUUAUAAUGCAAUACAAUUAUAGCAUUUUUCAAAUUAUUUGAUUGACUUUCUUUCUUUAAACGUAAGACAUUGAUGCAGUAUUUCCAAGUUACUCUAUACUAUUAGAUUAAUAAUUUGUAAAGACGGUUUGACUCACUUUUUGAUAUCAGUCAGGAGGGCUCAUCUUUCUUACAUAUUUAAAUAGUUGAUGUUUUGCCAAGCUUUGUUAUUUUAAACAACGGAUGUAAAUGUGCUUUUUUUUUGCCUUGACAGUCUGAAUUUUAUACAUAUAAAAAAACGUCUUGAUGGUAUUGCUGUUUGCGCCACCCCCACUGUCACCUCCUGUGCUCAUUCAUGUCAUCUGAUUUAAAGAAUCUGAGCAUGUUAACAAAUAAAAGUAACAGAUUGGAUGUGCCAUCUGGAUUAAACUGUGAAGGAUGAAUAAGUGAAAACAACCAUAUCCAUAUAAAAGUCAAACUGGUAUCAAAUAAAAGGAAAAUGUUUCCACUGUG
Gymnodraco acuticeps is the source of this 5183-nucleotide messenger RNA. It is a transcript of the gene st8sia1, whose product is annotated as ST8 alpha-N-acetyl-neuraminide alpha-2,8-sialyltransferase 1. Bases 591 to 1628 code for a protein of 345 amino acids. Lineage: Eukaryota; Metazoa; Chordata; Actinopteri; Perciformes; Bathydraconidae. The transcript has 5 exons. The record is from RefSeq and is a predicted model, not a curated record. Gene Ontology annotation, molecular function: alpha-N-acetylneuraminate alpha-2,8-sialyltransferase activity. Gene Ontology annotation, biological process: N-glycan processing; oligosaccharide metabolic process.